AUGCACGAACUCAUGUUUGGGGGGAAAAAUCCUGCAUUGAGUUCUAAGCUCUUGCCUUUGAUUGGCUGGCUUUUCCAAAUGCCAAACCCCAUUGGUUUGAACACGGCUCUUGCUCAACUUGGAGUUGUCAGGCCAGUUUUCAGACUGCCAUUUGUACCUCUCCCUUUGGAGAAAAGGAAAGAGUUUGCCAAUUUGGUGAAGGAUAUUGGUCGACAACAUUUUGUUGGAACUCAAGACGUUCAGGUUCUUGAUGACAACGACUUUUUCUUGGUUAGUCGCUAUUAA
Messenger RNA from Lathyrus sativus (Indian pea), 285 nucleotides. The record is from the annotation of a GenBank genome assembly. Lineage: Eukaryota; Viridiplantae; Streptophyta; Magnoliopsida; Fabales; Fabaceae.